This is a messenger RNA of Mytilus trossulus (common blue mussel), 1947 nucleotides long. RefSeq names its product Na(+)/citrate cotransporter-like. Lineage: Eukaryota; Metazoa; Mollusca; Bivalvia; Mytilida; Mytilidae. The record is from RefSeq and is a predicted model, not a curated record. Bases 113 to 1930 code for a protein of 605 amino acids. Gene Ontology annotation, biological process: transmembrane transport. Gene Ontology annotation, molecular function: transmembrane transporter activity. Gene Ontology annotation, cellular component: membrane. The transcript has 14 exons.
GUCACAUCUAUCUAUGUAUAUAGCGAUACCUGCAUGUCACCUUUGAAGAGAAGUUGACAGUUUGUAUAUAUAUAUAUAUAAGAUUUAAAUCAUCACAAUUUAUAACCGAGAGAUGGGUGUAUUACGAGAUUUACUUCGAUUGAGGAACAUAUUUAUCAUAAUUCUGACACCUAUAAUACUAUUACCAAUUAUUUAUAGCAUUGAAACAAAGGAGGCAAAAUGUGCUUAUAUAGUUAUACUUAUGGCUGUGUAUUGGAUAACGGAGGCCUUACCUAUAGCUGUGACGUCACUGCUACCCAUUAUUCUCACGCCAUUGACUGGAUUGGGCAGUGCAAAAACUGUGUCAAGCAAGUAUCUUAAUGACGUUUCUAUGUUAUUUCUUGGAGGACUAAUGAUGGCUGUGGCUAUAGAACAUUGGAACAUCCACAAACGAUUGGCACUUAGAAUUCUGUUACUUGUUAGAUCCGAACCAAGAUGGCUAAUGUUAGGACUUAUGCUACCAACAUGGUUCCUUUCAAUGUGGAUCAGUAAUACAGCAACAACGGCCAUGAUGAUUCCUAUAGCAAACGCCAUACUGGUACAGCUAAAGGAGGCAAAAGAAGAAGCAGAAACAAACGGACAUCUCGCUAUUGAAACUGAUCAUGAUGAGGUUAGAUUAGACGACGUUACCCUUACAGUAAAAGAUAAUGAGAAAAUAAUGGAACAACAGAAUAAUGGUGAAGUCAACAAAGAAGAAUACGAAAAAAAGACGUUUAUACCUGAAACAUCAAAGAAAGAGAGUCAAGAAUAUAAAAGGAUAUGUAAGAUGUUAUCUAUCUGUAUAGCACAUACAGCUAAUGUUGGUGGUAUAGCUAGCCUUACAGGAACCAAUCCUAAUGUUAUACUGAAAGGACAAAGUGAUAUUAUAUAUGAUAGGUACAACGGAACUUCACCUUUGACCUUUGCCACAUGGUUUAUGUACGGAUUACCAAUCUCAGCUAUUAUGCUGGCACUUGCCUGGAUUUGGUUACAAAUAUUCUUCCUUCGUGGGUCAUUUUUUAAAUGCUGUGGAGGAACUAAAUCAGCAGGUGUAAGAAUUAAAUCAGUUCUGAGGAAGGAAUAUGAAAGUCUAGGACCAGUUAAUUUUGCCCAAGCUGCUGUGAUAGGUCACUUUUUUAUUCUAGCAGUAUUAUGGAUAACACGUGACCUCGGUGGAGCCGGUGGAUGGGGUGAUAUAUUUCCUCCAAAGACAGUUACAGAUUCCACACCAUCUAUAUUGAUAUCGUGUAGUUUGUUUAUAUUUCCAUCAAGAGUACCAGAUGUAUUUUGUUUAAAUAAAGGAAAAAAUGAGCCAAUACCUCCGUUAGUACCCUGGAAAGUUGCAGAGAAGAAUUUACCUUGGGGUGUUAUGAUACUUCUUGGCGGCGGAUUUGCAUUAGCCCAUAUAAGUGAGGAAUCUGGAUUAUCUAAAUGGUUAGGUAAUGAGUUGGCUGUCUUUAGCGACCUUGAACCUUGGCUUAUGAAUCUAGUGUUGUGCGUUGUUGUCGCUGCAGCAACAGAGGUCACCAGUAAUACUGCAAUAUGUACUCUCAUGAUGCCAAUUAUGGCUCAAAUAGCUCUACAGUUACAACUAAAUCCGUUGUACAUCAUGUUUCCAACAGCCAUUGCAACCUCGUUUUCAUUCAUGUUACCAGUAGCAACUCCACCGAAUGCAGUUGUGUUUUCAUAUGGACAUCUAAGAGUUAUAGACAUGGUGAUGGUUGGUUUUAUGAUGAACAUUAUAGGAAUACUGGUACUCAUUUUAGGAACAGAAACAUGGGGAGCUAGCGCUUUUAACUUUCACACAUUACCAGAUAUAUUUAAGACAAACAACAAUGUAUCUGAUAUUGCCCAGAACAUUACUUUACUAGUGAAUGGUACCUGUUUGUGCUCAAAUCUUACCAUGACAUAAAAGUUCAUCCUGUUAAA